AAAGCCUCGAGUAUUGCGCUGGUACUCCGGGAUAUGGCACGACUUCAAUUCGCGGCGAAAUCAGGCGGCGAAGGAGAAAUUGAAGCGAGGUCGUUUUCCGCUGUUGUGCUAAUGAUUCAAUGAAAGACCCCAUGAUAGUCCUAUAAGGAUAAAGACUAUGCACAACCAGGCGUACGUGUUUUAUGUUGGAAUAUAUUAUAUAUGUACCAGGGAGGGAGGCCCCCCCCUGUGGAUGGAUCUGGGGCGGACCACGCCAGAGGGGUCCAGCCUUGCCGCCUUUGCCUGGUCUGUAGGGUUGGGCACAUGCAACACGCCAGAGGGGUCCAGCCUUGCCACCUUUCCCAGGUCUGUCGGGUGCAUGCCGCGCGCCAGAGUGGUCCAGCCUUGCCACCUUUGCCAGGUCUCUCGGGUACAUGCAACACGCCAGAGGCGUCCAGCCUUGCCACCUUUGCCAGGUCUGUCGGGUACAUGCAGCACGCCAAGGGGGUGGGCCCCGCCUUGCCUCCUCUGUCAGCUCUGUCGGGUACCUGCAACACGACAAGAGGGCCCAGCCCUGUCAGGUCUGCCGGGUACAUGCAACAAGCCAGCGGGGUCUUGCCUUGCCUCCUUUGCCAGCUUCAAAGCCCUCCGGUUUGGUGGCGCUCUAGGGUACAGGCAAGAAGCGGGAAGGGGUCAGAGGUGGGCGCUUUGAGGCCUUCCCGCCCGGCAGCCCCUCGAAAAGAGGGCCCGGCGCUGGGAGGCCCCCCCUCAAAAAGUUAGAUCGGGGGGGCUCGCUCCAGCCCGGAGCCUUGGAACAUUAUGUGUCCCAGGGCGCGGGGUGACGGCCCCCUCGGGAGGGGCGGGCGCCCUGGACCCCUUUUUAAGGCGUCUGCCGGGGGGGAAGGCCUCAAAAGGGGGCCCAGUGACCUCCCCCCUCCGCUCCCUUCCAGCUGCCUGGCUGUUCCCCCGGGGCCUCCGAUCAUGGUGAUGGGAGGCUUCAAAAGGGGCCCAAGGGAUCGCCCGCGCCCCCGUCCAGGUGCUUGCUUGUGCCCAAAGUGCAUCCGCUAGGCUUCGCCGCCGCAGCCGUGCCGCCUGUACCCUCUGGGGCCUUGGUCAUCGGCUUGCUUGCGACCGUGGCCGCUUUCGGCGGCCUUUUACCCCGGAGACCUCCCGCCUGCGAGGGUCAGCAGAGGCCAGGAGGCCCCUCAGGACUACGCUGAGAGGCCCAAGGGGAGGCCCGCGCCAAGUUUUGACGCCUUCCACCACUAGAAUCCGCGAAAAAUCCGCGCGGAAAAGCGCGCGCGCGCCACCACAGACCAGACCACAGGGGGGGCCGUCCGGCCCUGAGUCAUAUAUAACAACGUGGCGAUCUGCUUCUGCGUCGACCCAUUUUCGUCACAGACCACAGCUCUGGUUUUUUUUUUGGUGUCGCUCUUGGUUCUGAUCAUUUUUCCAUUUCCAAUAUCUAUACACGCAGGCGGGGUCGAUGGGAGUUGUUGCGAGACCGUUUACCUGUCACAGCGAGCAAUGCAGAAUUAGCGGAGUUAGCCGACCACUUAGCACCUUUAAUUGGCAUCUACACCAAGCCGAAUCUUGUUUCAGUGUCUGGACGCGAUACCCAGAGUGAUUUGCACCAGAG
Amoebophrya sp. A25 is the source of this 1618-nucleotide messenger RNA. The record is from the annotation of a GenBank genome assembly. NCBI's taxonomy places the organism in Eukaryota, Dinophyceae, Syndiniales, Amoebophryaceae.